AUGUGUCCAGACCUGGAGGAAUGUGUCCAGACCUGGAGGAAUGUGUCCAGACCUGGAGGAAUGUGUCCAGACCUGGAGGAAUGUGUCCAGCCCUGGAGCAUAUGUCCAGACUUGGAGCAUGUGUCCAGACUUGGAGCAUGUGUCCAGACCUGGAGGAAUGUGUCCAGACCUGGAGCAUGUGUCCAGACCUGGAGCAUGUGUCCAGACCUGGAGCAUGUGUCCAGACCUGGAGCAUGUGUCCAGACUUGGAGCAUGUGUCCAGACCUGGAGCAUGUGUCCAGACCUGGAGGAAUGUGUCCAGACCUGGAGCAUGUGUCCAGACCUGGAGCAUGUGUCCAGACCUGGAGCAUGUGUCCAGACCUGGAGCAUGUGUCCAGACCUGGAGGAAUGUGUCCAGACCUGGAGCAUGUGUCCAGACCUGGAGCAUGUGUCCAGACUUGGAGCAUGUGUCAGACUUGGAGCAUGUGUCCAGACCUGGAGCAUGUGUCCAGACUUGGAGCAUGUGACCAGACAUUGGAGCAUGUCCUCCAGACCUGGAGCAUGUGUCAAGACCUGGAGCAUGUGUCCAGACCUGGAGCAUGUGUCCAGACUUGGAGCAUGUGUCCAGACCUGGAGCAUGUGUCCAGACCUGGAGCAUGUGUCCAAACCUGGAGCAUGUGUCCAAACCUGGAGCAUGUGUCCAGACCUGGAGCAUGUGUCCAGACCUGGAGCAUGUGUCCAGACUUGGAGCAUGUGUCCAGACCUGGAGCAUGUCUGGAAACCUCGAAGGGACAAGGAAGGUCCUCCAAGGAACAAGGAAGGUCCUCCAAGGGACCAGGAAGGUCCUCCAAGGGACCAGGAAGGUCCUCCAAGAGACCAGGAAGGUCCUCCAAGAGACCAGGAAGGUCCUCCAGGGACCAGGAAGGUCCUCCAAGGGACCAGGAAGGUCCUCCAAGGGACCAGGAAGGUCCUCCAAGGGACCAGGAAGGUCCUCCAAGGGACCAGGAAGGUCCUCCAAGGGACCAGGAAGGUCCUCCAAGGGACCAGGAAGGUCCUCCAAGAGACCAGGAAGGUCCUCCAAGAGACCAGGAAGGUCCUCCAAGAGACCAGGAAGGUCCUCCAAGGGACCAGGAAGGUCCUCCAAGGGACCAGGAAGGUCCUCCAAGGGACCAGGAAGGUCCUCCAAGAGACCAGGAAGGUCCUCCAAGGGACCAGGAAGGUCCUCCAAGGGACCAGGAAGGUCCUCCAAGGGACCAGGAAGGUCCUCCAAGGGACCAGGAAGGUCCUCCAAGGGACCAGGAAGGUCCUCCAAGGGACCAGGAAGGUCCUCCAAGGGACCAGGAAGGUCUUCCAAGGGACCAGGAAGGUCCUCCAAGGGACCAAGUCCUCCAAGACCAGGAAGGUCCUCCAAGGGACCAGGAAGGUCCUCCAAGGGACCAGGAAGGUCCUCCAAGAGACCAGGAAGGUCCUCCAAGGGACCAGGAAGGUCCUCCAAGGGACCAGGAAGGUCCUCCAAGGGACCAGGAAGGUCCUCCCAAGGACCAGGAAGGGGACCAGGAAGGUCCUCCAAGGGACCAGGAAGGUCCUCCAAGGGACCAGGAAGGUCCUCCAAGGGACCAGGAAGGUCCUCCAAGGGACCAGGAAGGUCCUCCAAGGGGGACCAGGGACCAGGAAGGUCCUCCAAGGGACAGGAAGGAAGGUCCUCCAAGGGACCAGGAAGGUCCUUCAAGGGACCAGGAAAGUCCUCCAAGGGACCAGGAAGGUCCUCCAAGGGACCAGGAAGGUCCUCCAAGAGACCUGGAAGGUCCUCCAAGGGACCAGGAAGGUCCUCCAAGAGACCAGGAAGGUCCUCCAAGGGACCAGGAAGGUCCUCCAAGGGACCAGGAAGGUCCUCCAAGGGACCAGGAAGGUCCUCCAAGAGACCAGGAAGGUCCUCCAAGGGACCAGGAAGGUCCUCCAAGUCCUCCAAGGACCAGGAAGAGUCACAGGGACACAACUCUCAACACUGAGAGUCACAGGGACACAACUCUCAACACUGAGAGUCACAGGGACACAACUCUCAACACUGAGAGUCACAGGGACACAACUCUCAACACUGAGAGUCACAGGGACACAACUCUCAACACUGAGAGUCACAGGGACACAACUCUCAACACUGAGAGUCACAGGGACACAACUCUCAACACUGAGAGUCACAGGGACACAACUCUCAACACUGAGAGUCACAGGGACACAACUCUCAACACUGAGAGUCACAGGGACACAACUCUCAACACAACUCUCAACACUGAGAGUCACAGGGACACAACUCUCAACACUGAGAGUCACAGGGACACAACUCUCAACACUGAGAGUCACAGGGACACAACUCUCAACACUGAGAGUCACAGGGACACAACUCUCAACACUGAGAGUCACAGGGACACAACUCUCAACACUGAGAGUCACAGGGACACAACUCUCAACACUGAGAGUCACAGGGACACAACUCUCAACACUGAGAGUCACAGGGACACAACUCUCAACACUGAGAGUCACAGGGACACAACUCUCAACACUGAGAGUCACAGGGACACAACUCUCAACACUGAGAGUCACAGGGACACAACUCUCAACACUGAGAGUCACAGGGACACAACUCUCAACACUGAGAGUCACAGGGACACAACUCUCAACACUGAGAGUCACAGGGACACAACUCUCAACACUGAGAGUCACAGGGACACAACUCUCAACACUGAGAGUCACAGGGACACAACUCUCAACACUGAGAGACACAACUCUCAACACAGGGACACAACUCUCAACACUGAGAGUCACAGGGACACAACUCUCAACACUGAGAGUCACAGGGACACAACUCUCAACACUGAGAGUCACAGGGACACAACUCUCAACACUGAGAGUCACAGGGACACAACUCUCAACACUGAGAGUCACAGGGACACAACUCUCAACACUGAGAGUCACAGGGACACAACUCUCAACACUGAGAGUCACAGGGACACAACUCUCAACACUGAGAGUCACAGGGACACAACUCUCAACACUGAGAGUCACAGGGACACAACUCUCAACACUGAGAGUCACAGGGACACAACUCUCAACACUGAGAGUCACAGGGACACAACUCUCAACACUGAGAGACACAACUCUCACAGGGACACAACUCUCAACACUGAGAGUCACAGGGACACAACUCUCAACACUGAGAGUCACAGGGACACAACUCUCAACACUGAGAGUCACAGGGGCACAACUCUCAACACUGAGAGUCACAGGGACACAACUCUCAACACUGAGAGUCACAGGGACACAACUCUCAACACUGAGAGUCACAGGGACACAACUCUCAACACUGAGAGUCACAGGGACACAACUCUCAACACUGAGAGUCACAGGGACACAACUCUCAACACUGAGAGUCACAGGGACACAACUCUCAACACUGAGAGUCACAGGGACACAACUCUCAACAGCCGCACUAACAUUUCAUGA
Messenger RNA from Procambarus clarkii (red swamp crayfish), 3477 nucleotides. The record is from RefSeq and is a predicted model, not a curated record. Lineage: Eukaryota; Metazoa; Arthropoda; Malacostraca; Decapoda; Cambaridae.